CAACACACGUCCCGGGCCUCCGGGGAGCCAGUUUGGUUCCCAGUUUGGAACGAUGUUUCGCUUGAAUCUGAUGUGUUUGGUGGCACUGUGCACGUGCUCAGCGCGUGAGCCACCCAUCUUAACCAUCCCCAACCAAGGUCAGCUCCAGGGGAUGGAGAUGUCUUUGAUACGAACCCAAAGGAUAAUCGCAUACCUGGGUAUACCAUACGCUCAUCCGCCGCUGAAUCAGCUUAGGUUCGCGCCUCCUCAGAUAGAUCCCAUACCAUCAUGGGAAGGAGUCUACGAUGCUACGAAGUUCAAGGAUCCGUGCCUUCAGACGGAGAAGGACUACAAGCAACAGGAGAUACCGUUCCUGAACUUGUUCUCUCAGCUGUCCUUCAACAUCAGCGAGGAUUGUCUGUAUCUAAACGUGUUCGUGCCAUACGGUAAUCCGCCACCAGAAGGUUUCGCGACGAUCAUCUGGUUCCACCCGGGAAACUUCACCACAGGAAAUCCUGGCAUGUGGAACCCGCAUACACUGAUCUACAAGCAGAGAGUGAUUGUGGUCACCUUCGCGUGGCGCUUAAACAUAAUGGGUUUCCUGACUACGAUGGAUGGCGAGGCGCCCGGAAACUUUGGAUUGAUGGACCAGCAGGCAGCUAUGAUGUGGGUCAAAAGCAACAUCCAGAUAUUCGGUGGUAACGCGGAUAACAUCUGUUUAAUGGGAUAUGGUACAGGAGCUAUGAGCAUUGCUAUUCAUAUGAUAAAUCCACAAUCAAAAGGACUCUUCCAUAAGGUGAUAUCGAUGAGCGGAAACUUCAUGAAUUCUGCUGCAGUAAAGAACCCAGCUGAAGAUAAAACUGUCCUCGAUGACCUGGCUGCUUCCUUCGCGUGCUACAGAACGCCUACUUCCUCUCUAAUGGAAUGCUUAAGAAGACUAGAUGGAGCAUCCUUAGUAAGCCAUACAUCGUAUGUGAACUGGAGACCAGUUAUUGAUCUAGGUUUAAGCAACAGCUCGGAACCCUUCCUAAGAGAAUCGCCUCGAGCGCAUUUCGAGCGCGGAGACUUCAAUAAAGUACCUGUCUUAACCGGUUAUACCAAUAUGGAGGAUAUACUGUCAAUUGAUGGUUUGAACGACGAAAUAGAAGAUGAAAAGAUACUAACAGUUUUGAACGAAAUCGUCAACAGAGAUUUGCCAGUCAUAAACAACACGGAUAGCUGCAUUUACAACUAUGAUCACAUCAUGGAUUCAGUUAUGUUUUUCUACGGUCCGAGCGUUCCAUUGAAUAAUACCCAGAAAGCAAGACAAUUAAUUGCUGAUUUUAAUACGGAAAAGUAUUACGGAUCUUCUACAUACUUGCACGCCUUCAUCACAAGCAAAGAUCAACCAACCUACAUGUAUCGCUUCGAUAUGAAGCCAAGCACUGAAGGAGUCACUGGUAAUAUACCUAAAUGGGUGUCCGUUCCCCAUCUGUACGAUUUAAUAUACAUAUGGGGUAUUCCCUACUGGAUCGCUCUUCCAAAACAGGAAUGGGACCUAAGGGACAAACGAACAUCAGAUAUUAUUAUGUCCUUCUGGACGAACUUUGCGAAAACUUCUGAUCCUACCGAAGGAAGCAUAUUUCCUAUUAAAUGGGAUCCCUUCACCAAGGACGAUCCAGGGAUUCUUAUCAUCGACAGGACUUUCAACAUGAGCGACCAAACAAGACUAAACUACAAGUCUUUUAAAUUCUGGAACGAGUACUAUCCGAAAGUAAUUGAACUAGCUACGCAAUGCUGCAAUGCUACAGAUUCCGCACCUAUAAUCCAUAGAAGUUACUCACUUUAUACAAUUUUCUUGCCCUACAUUAUAUUACUAUUUGCUUGGUAAAAUAACCAACUACUCUGUACAUAACAAUAAAAAGUGCCCUUAU
Nicrophorus vespilloides is the source of this 1892-nucleotide messenger RNA. RefSeq names its product acetylcholinesterase. Lineage: Eukaryota; Metazoa; Arthropoda; Insecta; Coleoptera; Silphidae. The record is from RefSeq and is a predicted model, not a curated record. Gene Ontology annotation, molecular function: signaling receptor activity; neurexin family protein binding. The transcript is spliced from 2 exons. Gene Ontology annotation, biological process: presynaptic membrane assembly; postsynaptic membrane assembly; modulation of chemical synaptic transmission. The coding region runs from base 53 to 1849 and encodes 598 amino acids. Gene Ontology annotation, cellular component: postsynaptic membrane; synapse; cell surface.